GCACUGGAUCCCUCUGACUCGACACAGGGCAAAACUCACAUAGAUGAAAGCAAAGAGGAGCUCCCCAGCUGCAGCCAUGUCCGGGUCGCUGCGAGUGAGCCCCUCGCUGCACGGCUGCCGCUUCGACACCGCCCUGCGCAAGAAAGCCGCGGCCAACAUCUUCGAGAGCAUCAGCCAGGAGGCCCUGCAGAAGCUCUUCAAGAACUCUGGAGACAAGAAAGCAGAGGAAAGAGCCAAAAUCAUCCUCGCCACAGACCAGGACCUGGAGGAGAAAACCAGAGCGCUGAUGGCGUUAAAGCAAAGGAGGAAAGACAAACUGCUGCAGUUCCUGACGCUCAGGAAAUAUCGCAUCAAGGUGCACUGAGCUGGCCCAGGGAGCUCAGAUGGAGCAGAACGCUUUGGGAUGGGACUGCCCGUGACCUCCUGCCACACUCCACUGUCCCAGGACCUGGCACAGCAGCCUGGCCUCAGCCCAGCUGUGUCUGAGGGGUGGCAGCGGCGCUGCAGCCCCAGCAUCGGCGUGGGCCAGCACCGGCGGGGAGCACGGCACGGGUGCAGAUGGCAGGGUGGCAGCCAGAGGCUCCCUGCAGGGAGGUGUCUCCUGGGCAGAGGUAGCCAGGCUCUUCCAGGCAGCCGUGGGAGUGAGCCAUGAGGGGAACCCCCCACCCUUGGGCACGACUCGAGACCUUCUGACGGACUCCAGUGUUCACCGUGCUCUGCCUGUUCCUUGAAGCCCUCGCUGAGCCUGGCUGCUGGGGGCUCACAGGGACCUUCUGGAGACUCAUCAACUGCUGCUCAGGGCCACUUUGCAUUGGUGGGAGUGCCUGUGAGUGCACCCAGCCAGCUGCAGGGAGCUCAGCCCUCAGGGAAUGCAUUUGCUGUAGAGACACAACACGGAGCUGGACCUUUCCUUGCUCCAGCAGCCUGAACUGUUGCCAUAAAAGCAAUAAUAAUGCCACACUUCCCUGAACCUACUGUGAAGUUCCUUAGUGUUUUGUUCAUUCCUCAUUAACACUAGAGGUUCUAAAUGCAGUGAGUGCAGCUCUGCUUUGUAUCAUGGCAAUGGCUGUGAGGCAAGUACUUGAUGGCAAGGUUUGGUGGGCACGUUGUGAUGGUUACUCUGACUAUAAUUUAUUGCAUAUGGUGAUCUGAAGUUUAAUAAACCAUGAAGUAACACUGAA
Molecule: messenger RNA, 1181 nt
Organism: Colius striatus (speckled mousebird)
Lineage: Eukaryota; Metazoa; Chordata; Aves; Coliiformes; Coliidae
Gene: TCIM
Product: transcriptional and immune response regulator
Exons: 1
Coding region: 44-364 (106 amino acids)
Biological process (GO): negative regulation of Notch signaling pathway; endothelial cell activation involved in immune response
Cellular component (GO): nucleus; cytosol
Molecular function (GO): Notch binding
Source: RefSeq, a predicted model, not a curated record